Molecule: messenger RNA, 2637 nt
Organism: Cyphellophora attinorum
Lineage: Eukaryota; Fungi; Ascomycota; Eurotiomycetes; Chaetothyriales; Cyphellophoraceae
Product: Vacuolar protein sorting-associated protein 35
Exons: 4
Coding region: 1-2637 (878 amino acids)
Biological process (GO): retrograde transport, endosome to Golgi; intracellular protein transport
Cellular component (GO): retromer complex; late endosome; retromer, cargo-selective complex
Source: RefSeq, a predicted model, not a curated record
AUGGCGACAAGUCCUACCGGCAUGGAGGACCAGGGGAGGCUCCUGGAGGAGGCCCUCAGUGUCGUCCGCACUCAAGGACAGCAAAUGCGCCGAUGCCUGGAGAAUCCGGGGAAGCUCAUGGAUGCCCUCAAGUGCGGCUCGACGCUCGUCUCUGAGCUACGGACGCCUACACUUGGACCCAAACAGUACUAUGAACUCUACAUGGCCGUCUUUGACGCUCUCCGUCACCUGUCCGAUUACCUCCGCGACUCCCAUCCUGUCAACCACCUCGCCGACCUUUACGAACUUGUACAAUAUGCUGGAAACAUAAUACCACGACUAUAUCUAAUGAUGACGGUGGGCACGGUGUACAUGGGAGUCGAGGAUGCGCCAGUCAAGGAGAUCAUGAAGGAUAUGAUGGAGAUGAGCCGUGGUGUACAGCAUCCAAUUCGAGGCCUGUUCCUGCGCUACUACCUCAUGGGCCAAGCUCGAGACAAUCUCCCUCAGAGCAUAGAUGACGGCCCACAAGGAACGAUCCAGGAUUCCGUCAACUUCAUCCUUACCAAUUUUGUCGAAAUGAACAAGCUCUGGGUACGGUGGCAGCACCAAGGCCAUUCACGCGAACGGGAACAACGCACACAAGAGCGUAGAGAGCUCGAGCUAUUGGUUGGAAGCAAUCUGGUCAGACUGAGUCAACUGGUCGAUUUGGAGAUGUAUCAGUCCAUGCUCAUCAGUCCGCUCUUGGAACAAGUCGUUCAAUGCAGAGAUGUCUUGGCACAGGAAUACCUGCUCGAGGUCAUCACAAAGGUCUUCCCGGAUGACUACCAUCUUCACACAUUACAUCAAAUGCUGUCUGCUAUUGCUCGACUGAAUCCCCAUGUCGACAUGAAGAAGAUAGUCAUUGGUCUUAUGGAUCGACUAUCGUCAUAUGCACAACGAGAAGUGCCCGAAUCUUCAUCCCCGGAGGACAAGCAAGCGGCGGAGGAAGAAGCUAUCAGCCGCUUACUAGAGAAAACCACCUUGAAGGAGGCCAAAAAGGCAGAGGCUAGACCAGAGCCGGAGCCUCCAAGUACAAAUGGCUCAGAAAGUACUGACAUCGACACUUCGGCGACCACGGAGACACCAUCGAAAAGCGAGGAAUCGAAUCCCACGCCAGAGCAGGUCGAGAGCACCCAAAACGGUGACUCAAAAGGAAUUGCUGACGUGAAACUGUACGAGAUCUUCUACGAACAAGUUGUAAACUUGGUCAAGACCAGAGGCCUAUCAAUACAGGACACAAUGGCCCUUCUGACCUCGCUCGUCAACCUCGCCCUCAACAUUUACCCCGAUAGGCUGGAAUAUGUCAACCAAGUCAUGGCGUAUGCCAGCGAGAAGGCGGCCGAAUACGUCGACUCGGCGGAUUUGCAUUCAGCAGCCACACAAUCAAACAUGCUCAACCUGUUACUAGCGCCAAUACGAUCGUACCACUCACUUUUCACCGCGCUCGCUUUACCUCACUAUCUCCCUCUUUUCCAGACACAAACAUACACGACACGGCGAGCAGUCGCUGGAGAGGUAGCCAGAACAGUACUCCGGAACCGUGUAAAGAUCACUACGGUCGAGCAUCUCGAUGGAGUGCUGGCGCUUCUGAAAGUCUUGAUCAAAGAAGGCGUGGCACAGCCAGCUGGCUAUUCAGGACUCGGCAACCGCAAUCGCGGCGACUCGGACGAGAUCGUUGAAGAACAAGGCUGGCUAGCACGGGUAGUGCACUUGGUUCAGGGCGCAGAUAAUGACACACAACUCAAGCUGCUUCAACAGACAAGAAAAGCCUACGAGGCAGGUAACGAACGCAUCAAAUACACGACACCGGCCUUGAUCACAGCCUCGCUGAAACUCGCUCGACGCUUCAAAGCACGCGAGCACUUCGAAGACAACUGGCAAUCACAGUCCUCCACCUUGUACCGCUUCAUGCACCAAACACUCUCACAACUCUUCACACGCGUCAAUCCUGGUUCAGCUGAGCUGUGCUUACGGCUUUUCGUGUGCUGCGGGCAAGUAGCUGACCAGUGUGGCUUCGAGGAGUUCGCAUAUGAAUUUUUCGCUCAAGCUUUCACAAUCUACGAAGACUCAAUCAGUGAUUCCCGAGCACAAUUCCAAGCAGUAUGCAUCAUCGCUGGCGCACUCCAGACAAGCCGUGGAUUUGGCAAGGAGAAUUACGACACCCUCAUUACGAAAGCGGCGUUGCAUGGCAGUAAACUGCUGAAGAAGCCGGAUCAAUGUCGGGCAGUCUACCUCGCAAGUCAUCUCUGGUGGGCAAUCGAGAUACCUGGGAAAGAGGAAGACCCUGCAAAUUUCUACCGCGACGGCAAACGCGUCCUCGAAUGCCUACAACGCGCUCUCCGGGUCGCUGACGCUUGCAUGGACACCGCUGUCUCUGUGGAGCUUUUCGUCGAGAUUCUCAACCGCUACGUCUAUUACUUUGACCAGCAAAACGAGACAGUAACGACAAAAUACCUCAACGGCUUAAUCGAGCUGAUCCACAGCAAUCUCUCGUCAUCGAAUGCAGAAGGCGGCAACAACCAGCAGAGUCUGGAGAAUCCGAAACGGCAUUUCUUCCGCACACUAGAGUAUAUCAAAGGCCGGGAAUGGGAGGGCGUUGUUACUGAGGCCAGAUCGUGA